Messenger RNA from Chroicocephalus ridibundus (black-headed gull), 1979 nucleotides. RefSeq lists its product as uncharacterized. Gene Ontology annotation, biological process: negative stranded viral RNA replication; autophagosome assembly. The transcript has 5 exons. Bases 1 to 723 code for a protein of 240 amino acids. The record is from RefSeq and is a predicted model, not a curated record. Gene Ontology annotation, molecular function: protein binding. Lineage: Eukaryota; Metazoa; Chordata; Aves; Charadriiformes; Laridae. Gene Ontology annotation, cellular component: autophagosome membrane.
AUGCGCGGCGUCGCGGGCGCCCGUCCGGCGCCGGUCUCGAGAGAGCGGCUGCCCAAGGGAGAGCCAGGGCCGCCGGAACGCCGGCGAGCUCCCAGCCGCCUGGAGCGGGAUCGGUGCCGCCCGCCCGGCCUCGAGAGCGGCCCUCGGCGCUCCAAUAUCGGCUCUUAUGCAUUACCGCGCCCCUGUCGGUGCCCGGCAGUUUUCCGGGUGUUUCUGGUGUGUGAGCCCAAAGGGUCCCUCUCUGGUAGUAAUGCUGGGAUUACAAGCAUAGAAUUUGAUAGUGCUGGUUCUUACCUCUUAGCAGCUUCCAAUGACUUUGCCAGCAGAAUCUGGACAGUGGAUGACAAUCGAUUACGGCACACCCUGACAGGUCACAGUGGUAAAGUUCUGUCAGCCAAGAUCUUGCUGGACAAUGCACGCAUUGUUUCGGGAAGUCAUGACCGGACCCUCAAGCGCUGGGACCUCCGCAGCAAAGUCUUUCUUCUAUCAAUGCAGUCGCGUGGUCACCAGCGGGUGCCCAUGUGGUCAGUGUGGACAAAGGAAACAAGGCUGUCCUGUGGUCUGAAUUUUGACUGGACGGAGGGUGAAAGGCAGAGCCUCCAGUGCCUCUGUGUCUGGUGGUGCUGGUCCGUGGCUGAACAGAAUGGAGACCCGAGCCCAGAUCCAUCCUCAGUCAGGAUAUUAACAAGCGCAUGGGCUUCACUUUCCAGAGGAACGUUCUAAAGCAAUGGAGAAGGAGCCUGAGUCAGAGACUUCUUAUGGCCGUAACUGCACUGUGGCACUCGGACUCAGCAAAGGAUUAGCUGUUCUGGAUGGAGAAUGCUACUUAGUCAUGCCUUUACAUGCAGUAUCUAUGCACCAAGUGGAGCUGAAGAUACUAGCGGGAUUCCUCACCAGACAGCUGUGCCAAAUACCCUGUCACACAAAUGUAUCUACAGCACUUCUGAGUUGAAACUGUUGGAAAGAAGUUACUGUGUAUGCUGACUUAAUACAUGUCCUGUCUCCUGUGUUCUGUCCUUGUGGCCUAGUUCAGGCAUGGGGUAAGAAGAUCCUGAAACGUGGACAGGCCCUAGGCAGUCUGAACAGCUUUUAAAGAGAGUCUCCCGUGCUCUGGCAGCUCUGCUGUUGAGUUACCAGCUCAAUUCAGAUCUGCUCUGAUCCAGGCGCAGGUUCUCCAGCACAUGUGAACUCUUUGUAUCAGUUUUACCUGUCCUUAGGGCAAUGGUCCAUUCUUCAGGAUGUCUGCACCCUUUUGUUAAAAUGCCCUUCCAACAGUUUGGGCAUCACCAAAUAGGAGAUUUUUAAUCUUUUUAUUCCACAGGCAGUUUGGUUCCUGGGUGUGAGGAGAGAGAAGUUCAACUUCUGUUGUGCUGCUGUGAUAAGGAAUGUAGUGGUAACUGUGACUUCAGUACCGGAAUAUAGAUGUUUGGUCCCUUUUUCUGUUCAUCCGUCCUGUCCUGGCGGCUGUCAGUAGAACACAGGGGAGCAGUGGGGUUAAAUCCCAAAUCCAUUGUUUUGGUGCUGGCAAUUCCAGGCCACUUGCCCCCUUCUUGAGCACAAGUGCAAUAUUCCUGUUUGCGCUGGAGCCCUCUCUGUGCUACAGAGCAGUGUCUUGGCUCUGUCCCUGUUAAAGCAUCCAAAACCAUGAGGUGGCUGGGUAUGAGCUACCCGACAUAACUUUCCCCAGCCAAACCUUUCCCCAUCAUCUGGGUCUCAAGACAAGCCACCAGCGGUUUAUUGCCUUUUUAUUUGCACUUUAUUUUCUUCUUUCUGAUAGUGUUUUACUAAGGAAGUGUGUUCUUCGGAGGGGCUGGGUUAGGGGGCAGCUGCUAUAACAGGCAUUUCCUUAACCUAGCCUUUUGUUCAGACACUUUCUGCAGAGGGGAAUUAGAGUAUAUGGGGCAAAGUUUUUAUUUAUUCAGCUGCCCGUAAGAACUUGAUUGUAAAUAAACCUGUGUUCUGCUUUUAAAACCCCACAA